Molecule: messenger RNA, 2030 nt
Organism: Cicer arietinum (chickpea)
Lineage: Eukaryota; Viridiplantae; Streptophyta; Magnoliopsida; Fabales; Fabaceae
Product: nuclear transport factor 2
Cellular component (GO): ribonucleoprotein complex; cytosol
Molecular function (GO): mRNA binding
Source: RefSeq, a predicted model, not a curated record
AUUAAUAUUCCUUCUCUCUCUAAAUCGCAUCAUUCAGUCUUCUUCUUUCUCACUCCUCUCUGUAAGAUCCACCCCCAAACCCUAGCAAACCCCUACGCAGAGAGAGUGAGAGAGGAACCUCACAACAACCUACCCUUCCUCCACUCAUUCCCCCUUUCACUCACUCUCUUUCCUUUCAGUUGAAGUUAGCUUUUGGAUACUAUUGGUAUGGCAACUUCAGAGCAACAAGCUCCACCCAAAACUCCGGCACCUGAUGUUGUUGGUAAUGCUUUUGUUGAUCAGUAUUACCAUAUGUUGCAUGAAAGCCCUCAGCUAGUGCAUAGGUUUUACCAAGAAGUCAGUAAGCUUGGUCGUCCUGAACCCAAUGGUAUCAUGGGCAUCACAACCACAAUGACUGAAAUUGACAAGAAGAUACUAUCAUUGGGUUAUAGUGAACUUAGUGCGGAGAUCAUAUCUGUGGAUGCACAAGAGUCCUAUGAUGGGGGAGUCAUUGUCUUGGUUACUGGGUUUAUGAUGGGAAAGGAUGACAUUAAGCAGAAAUUUACUCAAUGUUUCUUCCUUGCUCCUCAAGAGAAAGGCUACUUUGUUCUGAAUGAUGUUUUCAGAUAUGUUGAUGAAAAUGAAAUUAAAGGCUCUGAUCGUGAAAUUGGAUCUCCUGCCACUCCUGACAAUGAUCCUUCUGUGCUGGAGACACAAGUUUCAGAACAAAUAUCUGUGACUGCUGAGGAUGGUGACGGGGAAGAAGUCUACAACCCAGAAAAUGAGCAAGUGUCGGCUGAAGAAGAGGAGGCUCCUGUUCCUGAGGUUCUCGAUGAAAUUCCUGAUGAUUCACAGAUGGUAGCUGGAUUGGCAUCCCAAAUUGAAGAAGUUCCCAAAAAGUCUUAUGCCUCUAUUGUUAAGGUCAUGAAAGAGGGUGGUGCAGCACCGCUGCCAGCUGUUUCUGUGAAAUCUGCCAGUAAGGUUCAAGAACAGCAGAGUACUGUUGCACCUCCACCACCUAGCAUGUCAGAAACAAAUGGUUCUAGUAUUAUAAAUACUAAUGAAGGUGGAAACAAUCAAGAAACUGAAGCUGAGGGCUAUUCAAUUUAUUUGAAAGGGCUCCCCCCAAAUGCUACACCUGCCCUUCUGGAGAAUGAGUUCAAGAAGUUUGGACCUAUAAAGAGUGGUGGUAUCCAAGUUAGGGCGCAAAAGGGAUUUUACUUUGGCUUUGUGGAGUUUGAAGUGGCUAGUGCUGUGCAAAGUGCUCUUGAGGUUUCACCAAUUCUGAUUAAUGGCCGUCAUGUUGUUGUUGAGGAAAAGAAAUCAACUAAUCGAGGUUAUACAAGGGGGCGUUUCUCAUCUGGAAGGGCACCGGGUUACAGGGUUGAGGCUGCAAGAGGGCGUGGAAACUUUGGAAAUAGCCGAAGUUUUGUUCGUGGAGACUUCAAUGGUCGUGGAGACUUCAACGGUCGUGGAGACUUCAAUGGGCGUGGAGACUUUAAUGGCAGAGGGGAAUAUGGACAUAGGAAUGGCAAUCGGGGUGGGUUUCCAAAUCGUGGAGCUGAUGGGUAUCAGAGAAACGAUCAUACGGGAACCAAUGGUGGCCGCAUGAAUCGAACUGGCGGGCCUUCUGUUAAUUCAGCACCCAAACCUACUGCUCUUCGUGUACCUGCUUCUGCUUGAGGAAGCUAUGCAUCUAAGAGUCUGACUGAUUGAUAGUUUAUUACAAUUUGCAGUAACUGAAGCAAUUGGAGUUGGAAAGAAUUAAAUAGCGAAACUUUUUUAGAUGAGUUAAUUUUAUAAGGUCCCUUUUUUUUUGGUAUAUUGGAGGUAUUGGGAAAGGUAGUUUUCAAUUUCUGUUCAUUAUAAUGAAUCUAGAGGUAGUUUUUGUGCUUCCCCAGUUUUUAUGAAAAUAUAUAUAUUUGGGGUAUCAUUUUUUGAUAUAUAUUAGUAUUCGGUAGUUGUGACUUGAGAUGUUUGCUACCACCAUGCCUUUGAGGAAAUUAUUAUUCUGUAAAACUCUGUAGUUAUAUUGAUUUCCCUGUUAGUCA